AUACAGACUGCUUCUACAAACAUUUGUGAAAGACUGUGCAAUAAGUCCAUCCAUGAAAUUUCCUUGCUACUAAAUAUUCCACCCUCAACUGUUAGUGGUAUUAUAACAAAGAGGAAGCAACUGGGAAAAACAACAACUCAGCCACAAAGUGAUGGGCCAGGUAAAAUGACAGAGCGGAGACAACGCAUGCUGAAGCACACAGUGCGCAGAAGUCGCCAACUGUCUGCAGAGUCAAUAGCUAAAGACCUCCAAACUUCAAGUGGCUUCAGAUUAGCACAACAACAGUGUGUAGAGAGCUUCAUGGAAUGGGUUUCCAUGGCCGAGGAACUGCAUCCAAGCCUUACAUCACCAAGUGCAAUGCAAAGCGUUGGAUGCAGUGGUGUAAAGCACGCCACGACUGGACUCUAG
Molecule: messenger RNA, 408 nt
Organism: Staurois parvus
Lineage: Eukaryota; Metazoa; Chordata; Amphibia; Anura; Ranidae
Source: the annotation of a GenBank genome assembly